AUGGAAGCAACAACGUCGGAUAUAAAACUUUUUAAAAAGUGGUCCUAUGAAGAGAUCAACAUAGCCGAUUUGUCAUUGGUGGAUUGUAUAGCCGUUUCGCAAAAGGCAUGUGUGUACACACCGCACACGGCUGGGCGUUACCAGAAAAAGAGAUUUAGAAAAGCGUUAUGCCCAAUCGUGGAAAGAUUAGUAAACUCAAUGAUGAUGCAUGGAAGAAACAAUGGAAAGAAAUUGAAAGCUAUAAGAAUUGUUUCAUAUGCUUUUGAAAUAAUUCAUUUAAUGACUGGAGAAAAUCCUAUACAAGUUUUUGUAAAUGCUGUACAAAAAGGUGGCCCAAGAGAAGAUUCAACAAGAAUUGGUUCAGCGGGUGUUGUAAGAAGACAAGCAGUUGAUGUAUCCCCAUUAAGAAGAGUUAAUCAAGCAAUAUAUUUAAUUUGUACUGGUGCCAGAAAUGCUGCUUUUAGAAAUAUUAAAUCUAUUUCAGAAUGUUUAGCGGAAGAAAUUAUCCAUUGUGCAAAUGAAUCUUCAAGUUCUUAUGCUAUUAAAAAAAAGGAUGAAAUUGAAAGAGUAGCAAAAGCUAAUCGUUAA
Messenger RNA from Plasmodium malariae, 588 nucleotides. Its product is annotated as 40S ribosomal protein S5, putative. The transcript is spliced from 2 exons. Bases 1 to 588 code for a protein of 195 amino acids. Gene Ontology annotation, molecular function: structural constituent of ribosome; mRNA binding; rRNA binding. The record is from RefSeq and is a predicted model, not a curated record. Gene Ontology annotation, biological process: translation; ribosomal small subunit assembly. NCBI's taxonomy places the organism in Eukaryota, Apicomplexa, Aconoidasida, Haemosporida, Plasmodiidae. Gene Ontology annotation, cellular component: ribosome; cytosolic small ribosomal subunit.